UGCAAUGUAAAUUUUUAUCUCAUGGCCGAAGGGUUACGCGACUUCCUUACUAUUCUCGUGUCAAUGACUUUAAUCGUGCCAUUUACAACCUUAUCAACAGGGUACAAAUAAAUACGACUUGUACAUAUUUAAGACGUAGAAGAUAGAGCAAAACCUCUGAUUCUCUAUACAGUCGGUAAUUCAGAACAUAUGACACCGUGUCCCAUAAGCUUGCAAGUCUAUCCUGUACUUCGUCUUUGAUUCAGCUUUGCAGAAUUUGACAUCAGCACCCAUCAAAUUUGGCAGCCUUGAAUACUCUGUCACCGCAUGAACCACACUUGCUUUGUUUCCUAACCGUAAAAACGUGUGUUAUAUUAGUCAAAAUAAUACUUUACUAACAACAUAAUCGGAACAUAAAAUUUAAGAAACUAUCUGUAUUAAAAUGGCUGAAGCAAUGCGUCAAACUGUGGCUGGUAUGUUGAAAGGCAUCGAGAGGUAUAAUCCAGAUCAUUUAGCAACUCUUGAAAAAUAUGUUGAAAUACAAUCCAGAGAAAAUGCAUAUGACUUAGAAGCUAAUUUAGCAGUUUUAAAGCUUUAUCAAUUGAAUCCUCAUAGAUUCAACAUGGAUAUUACUUGUCAGAUAUUGUUAAAAGCUCUGACAAAUCUUCCACAUACUGAUUUCGUUCUUUGCAAAUGUCUUCUCAGUGAAAGAAUUAUGCAAGAAAGCCCCAUUAAUGAAAUUAUGUACUUAGGAGAUAUUUUAGAACAGUGCGACUUUCAGCACUUUUGGGAUAGAGUUCUUUCAAUGGCUGAUCUUUGUGACAAAAUUGUAGGAUUCCAAGAUUCAGUAAGAAAAUUUGUUUGUCAUGUAGUGGGAAUAACAUUUCAAACAAUAGAAAAAAGUCUUCUGGCACAACUACUUGGCGGUGUUGAUGAUAAUACUCUGAAACACUGGGUAAAAAAAUAUGGAUGGAAGGAAGAGAGUAAAACGAUUAUCUUUAUCGCAAAUCAAGACGAAAAUAUAAAAACAAAAAAUAUUACAGAAAAAAUAGAUUUUGAGAAUGUUGCUGGCUUAAUGGCUGCUUGUCUUUAAAAUCUAUUUGUGAAAUA
Nomia melanderi (Alkali bee) is the source of this 1089-nucleotide messenger RNA. RefSeq names its product eukaryotic translation initiation factor 3 subunit K (gene eIF3k). Gene Ontology annotation, molecular function: translation initiation factor activity; ribosome binding. Gene Ontology annotation, biological process: regulation of translational initiation. The record is from RefSeq and is a predicted model, not a curated record. Gene Ontology annotation, cellular component: cytoplasm; eukaryotic translation initiation factor 3 complex. Lineage: Eukaryota; Metazoa; Arthropoda; Insecta; Hymenoptera; Halictidae.